AUUUUCCUAGCAGCGGACUUCCUCCUGCAGGGGAAUCCCUGGCUGGGAGGAGCAGGGCCCUUCCUCUUGGCCGCCUCAGGACAUUCAGCAGUUGAGCAGAGAACCUUAUGUAAGAACUCUUCUUGGGAAACAGGAAGUCCGGCUUGCCAAGUUCAGCACAGGGAGUAGUGCAGGCCUGGUUCCAACACACCCGGCCCAGCCUUAACCCCAGCACCCUGCCAGUUUCUUGUCCUUGGUUCUCCUCCCUGCUGGCCCCUAGCCCCCCUUUUUUUUUCAUUUCCAGUCACCCCUAACAAGCCUCCUCAAAGCUGUCAUUUGUGCCUCAGGCAGAGAGAGAGUCCACCACACUCACCUUCUAAGGCUCAUGCUGCUGAGCUUGUCCCCAUUCCCUGCCCCUGGCACCAUGCCCCAUAACCAACCGACCUUCCCUCCUCCAACUUAGGGGCCGCCCCUGGGCUCCUGAACGCUGACCGCUCCUUCUGGGUGUCACGGCUGCCCUGCCCUUCCUAGAUAAUUGGCACCAAAUUCUCCUGAGGCUUGGGGGGAGGGGGCCAGGGGUGUCAGAGGGACACUUGCUGGGGACCAGGGGACUAAUAGGACCCUAGCUUGAUUUCUUCCUAUUCUCAAGUUCCUUUUUAUUUCUCCCUUGCGUAACUCGCUCUUCCCUUCUGCGCCUUUGCCUGUAUUCCCACCCUCCCUGCUACCUCCUGUCCACCUCACUUGCAGCCCACAGCUGUCGGCAGGGUCCCUAGCUCAUGCCAGCCUCAUCUCCAGGCAACAUGGGAGGCUCAGUCAGAGAGCCAGCCCUUUCGGUCACUCUUUGGUUGAGUUGGGGGGCAGUUCUGGGGGCUGUGACUUGUGCUGUCGCACUACUGAUCCAACAAGCAGAGUUGCAGAGCCUAAGGCGGGAGGUGAGCCGGCUGCAGCGGAGUGGAGGAGCUUCCCAGAAGCGGGGAGAGCCUCCAUGGCAGAGCCUCUGGGAACAGAGUCCUGAUGUCCUGGGAGCCUGGAAGGAUGGGGCCAAAUCUCGGAGAAGGAGAGCAGUACUCACCCAGAAGCACAAGAAGAAGCACUCCGUUCUGCAUCUUGUUCCAAUUAACAUUACCUCCAAGGACUCUGACAUGACAGAGGUGAUGUGGCAACCAGCUCUUAGGCGUGGGAGAGGCCUGGAGGCCCAAGGAGACACUGUCCGAGUCCGGGACACUGGAAUUUAUCUGCUAUAUAGUCAGGUCCUGUUUCAUGAUGUGACUUUCACCAUGGGUCAGGUGGUAUCUCGGGAAGGCCAAGGGAGAAGGGAGACUCUAUUCCGGUGUAUCAAAAGUAUGCCUUCUGAUCCUGACCGUGCCUACAACAGCUGCUACAGUGCAGGUGUCUUUCAUUUACAUCAAGGGGAUAUUAUCACUGUCAAAAUUCCUCGGGCAAACGCAAAACUUAGCCUUUCUCCACAUGGAACAUUCCUGGGGUUUGUGAAACUAUGACUGUGCUAUAAAGGUGGGGUUCCCAUUCCAAGAACUGGCUAGACAAAGGACAGCAAGUGGUCAAGAACGGUUCUCCUUGGUUUUGACGUCUUGACUGUUGUUCCCCCCUUUGCCUUUCCCGAUCCCACUAUCUGGGUUCUGACUCCGUAGAUAUUAAAGAAGUAGAAUAUUUUGUGUUUAUCUCCCACAUGGCCCCAAAUUCUUUUGUUGUGUGUGUUAAAGGGGUUUUGUGCACUGUGCCAAGCCUUAUCCACUGGAAUGCAUCCAGAACAGCACCACCAUCUAGCGGCAGUUUGAGGAAAGAACACGGUCUCUGCUAGGGAAAACGUGUUCCUCGGCCACAACUCUUCAAGCCCCCUGCUUCAAUGUACAAGAAGCCCGAUUUUCACUAUCUCACUAUUGCGUCCAAAUUCUUGUUACUGUCUAGAAAAAAAAUGUAUUUUAGGUGCCUCGACAUCCAUUCCAUUCAUGCUCCCCAUUCCCCUAGCAAACUUCCGAGCUGAACAUUGUGCUUCACCGCUUUAAUCCCAGUACUCGGAGGCCUAUCUCUAUGUUAGCGGUCAACUUGGUCUAAAUAGUGAGUUCCAGGCCAUCCAGGGGUUACAGUGGUUGAGACCCUGUUUCAAACAAAUAAAAGACUCUACAAGA
Messenger RNA from Rattus rattus (black rat), 2126 nucleotides. Its product is annotated as tumor necrosis factor ligand superfamily member 13. The record is from RefSeq and is a predicted model, not a curated record. The coding region runs from base 756 to 1478 and encodes 240 amino acids. Lineage: Eukaryota; Metazoa; Chordata; Mammalia; Rodentia; Muridae. Gene Ontology annotation, molecular function: tumor necrosis factor receptor binding; receptor ligand activity. Gene Ontology annotation, biological process: positive regulation of isotype switching to IgA isotypes; immune response. Gene Ontology annotation, cellular component: membrane. The transcript has 7 exons.